GGCUGGAAAUUCCCGUCCUCGGCGGCUCCUCCCCCGCAGAAAUCCCCUGGCCGCGGUGUAUAUGCGAGGCGGCGCCGAGACCGCCGCUCACUCGCAGCGCCCCGCAGCUCCGUCGCCAUGAUCAGCGCCCGCCGCGCUGCCGAGCCGCCCGCCAUGGAGAGCUACGAGCACCCCAAGAAGGACCGUCAGGGCGGGUUCCCGCUCGACGAUCGCCACGACAGUGGCUUGGACUCCAUGAAGGAGGAGGAGUACCGGCAGCUGGUGAAGGAGCUGGAGGACAUACGGCUACAGCCCCGCGAGCCGCCCGCCUGGGCACAGCAGCUGACGGAGGACGGGGACACUUUUCUCCAUUUGGCAAUUAUUCACGAGGAAAAAGCCCUGAGCCUGGAGGUGAUCCAGCAGGCAGCCGGCGACCGGGCUUUCCUGAACUUCCAGAACAACCUCAGUCAGUCUCCUCUUCACCUGGCAGUGAUAACUGAUCAGCCUGAAAUUGCUGAGUAUCUUCUGAAGGCCGGAUGCGAUCUGGAAGUCAGGGACUUCCGAGGAAACACCCCCCUGCACAUUGCCUGCCAGCAGGGCUCCCUUAGGAGCGUCAGCGUCCUCACACAGUACUGCCAGCCACACCACCUCCUUGCUGUCCUGCAGGCAACCAACUACAAAGGACAUACAUGUCUUCAUUUGGCAUCCAUUCAAGGAUACCUGGCUAUUGUUGAGUAUCUGCUGUCUUUGGGAGCAGAUGUAAAUGCACAGGAGCCGUGCAAUGGCAGAACAGCACUACAUUUGGCUGUUGAUCUGCAGAAUUCAGACCUGGUGUCGCUUCUUCUGAAACAUGGGGCAGAUGUGAACAAAGUGACCUAUCAGGGCUAUUCCCCCUAUCAGCUCACAUGGGGAAGAGACAACUCAAGCAUACAGGAAAAGCUGAAGCAGCUGACCACAGCUGACCUGCAGAUGUUGCCGGAAAGUGAGGAUGAGGAGAGCAGUGAAUCAGAACCUGAAUUCACAGAGGAUGAACUUAUAUAUGAUGACUGCCUUAUUGGAGGACGACAGCUGGCAUUUUAAAGCAGAGCUUUCUGUGAAGUGUCUAUAUACAUAUGUAUAGAAAAAGGACUGACUUUCUUCAUUUAAAAAGAAAGUCGGAAUGUGGAGAGAAAAACCAGGAAGGAAAUACUACACUGCCCAGCAAGGAGAAGGAGCUCAUAAUUUUAACAAAACAGUUCCAGGAUCUGCCCUGUGUUUAAAUACAGGAGUGGGAUAUGUAACAUCAGUAGAGAUCUGUGAUUAUUCACACCACCUGAUAAAGAGCCGUGUAGGCCAUUUUCUCAGCCCUACAAAGGUAACAGACUACACAUCCAACCUGCUCAUUACAGAGAGCUUGCUUGUGGCAUUAAGUACUGCAAGGAACACGUGUACUUUCAUGGCAAGGUGGACUCAUACCAACACCCGUUCUCAGAGCCUGUGUGUUAAUUUGCGUUGGGCUGGUGGCAGUCCCUGGCGUUACUGACUGACCUCAGGUCAGGGUCAUUGCUCUCAGUGGGGCGUUCCAGGUGGAGGAGUCGGACCAAGGGACUGGUGACCUCCUGGCUCAUAGGAGAAAGUAGCAAUAGUGUGAACUGUGGGCAUUGGAAACAGUGUGUUUCACACCAUGUGUGUCAUAAUUGCUACACUUUUUAGCAAUUGUAUAUUGUGUAAAUACUGUACAUUUUUUGUUUAUAAUUAUUUUGGUACAUGUGAGAUAUGUAUUUAUUAAAAAAAGUCAGAUUACUGUA
Molecule: messenger RNA, 1766 nt
Organism: Neopelma chrysocephalum (saffron-crested tyrant-manakin)
Lineage: Eukaryota; Metazoa; Chordata; Aves; Passeriformes; Pipridae
Gene: NFKBIA
Product: NFKB inhibitor alpha
Exons: 6
Coding region: 118-1059 (313 amino acids)
Molecular function (GO): protein binding
Source: RefSeq, a predicted model, not a curated record